This is a messenger RNA of Arachis duranensis, 870 nucleotides long. RefSeq names its product pathogenesis-related protein 2. Gene Ontology annotation, cellular component: cytoplasm; nucleus. The coding region runs from base 97 to 570 and encodes 157 amino acids. Gene Ontology annotation, biological process: defense response; abscisic acid-activated signaling pathway. NCBI's taxonomy places the organism in Eukaryota, Viridiplantae, Streptophyta, Magnoliopsida, Fabales, Fabaceae. The transcript has 2 exons. The record is from RefSeq and is a predicted model, not a curated record. Gene Ontology annotation, molecular function: protein phosphatase inhibitor activity; signaling receptor activity; abscisic acid binding.
UCUGCUCAUCAACCACACACUACAAAUCUAAGCUCACUUCUUACUAUCUACUUCUCAUUCCUUUCAUUCCUUCCCUUAGCUUCUUAAUUCACAGUCAUGGGCGUCUUCACUUUUGAGGAUGAAAUCACCUCCACCGUGCCCCCUGCUAAGCUUUACAAUGCUUUGAAGGAUGCCGACUCCCUCACCCCUAAAAUUAUUGAUGACGUCAAGAGUGUUGAAAUUGUUGAGGGAAACGGUGGUCCCGGAACCAUCAAGAAACUCAACAUUGUCGAGGGUGCGGAAACCAAGUUUAUCUUGCACAAGGUGGAGGCAAUAGAUGAGGCUAACUUUGCAUACAACUACAGCGUGGUUGGAGGAGUGGCUCUGCCUCCCACGGCGGAGAAGAUAACAUUUGAGACAAAGCUGGUACAAGGACCCAACGGAGGAUCCAUUGGGAAGCUUACUCUCAAGUACCACUCUAAAGGAGAUGCAAAGCCAGAUGAGGAAGAGUUGAAGAAGGGUAAGGCCAAGGGUGAAGGUCUCUUCAGGGCUAUUGAGGGUUACGUCUUGGCCAACCCUUCUCAGUAUUAGAACAUACACUUUGCUCAAUCUUGAUACACAAGUUUUUCUUAGUAUUAUUUCUAUACAGUUUUCUUUGUGUGAAAAUAAUAGUUAAAUAAUUUCACAUGUUUGACUAAACAAUAUAUCAUUUUCACACGAAGAAGACUAGUUGGGAAUUUUCAUUUUCUUUUGGGCAUAUGUUUGUGUGGUGUGGGCUUGUGCUUCAAAUAAUUGGUUUUCUACUCUGUAAUAAGUGUUGUCUUCUGCUGCAGCUUUGUCUUUGUGUGAGCUUCAUAUCAAUAAAAUUUAAUACAAAAGAAAUUUGAAUAA